Molecule: messenger RNA, 2721 nt
Organism: Aspergillus fijiensis CBS 313.89
Lineage: Eukaryota; Fungi; Ascomycota; Eurotiomycetes; Eurotiales; Aspergillaceae
Exons: 5
Coding region: 1-2721 (906 amino acids)
Biological process (GO): carbohydrate transport; transmembrane transport
Cellular component (GO): membrane
Molecular function (GO): carbohydrate:proton symporter activity
Source: RefSeq, a predicted model, not a curated record
AUGGCGGCCACGCGGCCGAUGUUGAGGGCGGCUGCCUGUGCCCUCGCCGCCAAACAUUUGCACCGCCUCUGUCAAGGGGAUUCCGUGCGGAUAUCGCAGCUCCCCCAUCUGCGCAAAAGCCCGCUGCAGUGGAUCAUCAGGGCAAUCGACUGGAAGUACGAAUCCGUGCGGCUCUACGACCAGGCCAUCCACCACCUGAAAGAGGCCAUUGCGCUGGAGAUCCCCGAUGAUCGGCGCGAGGAGAUGUUCGCCGUGGUCGCGAUCCUCGGCACGUACGAGCUGAGCGAUGCCCCCAGCACCGAAUGGCGGGCUCACCUCAGCGCCUUGCCCUACCUGUACUGUGGCAGCUCCGAUGCCUUUGGCUCGACAGAGACGCUGCCUGACUCCCUGCUGCACAUUUCGCGCUCCGUGUUCUGGAGUCUCUACCGGCAGGACUGUCUCUCCGCCUUCAUCAACGAGACCCAAACCCGUCUGGACCUCUCCGAUCUCAUCCUCUGGCGUAAUCUCGGCCUCAGCAUCUCCUCAUACGGCCACCUCUUGCCCCCGUCUAAAGCAUCCACCACCCCGGCCGUCCCCUCCACUUCGCCUUCCCCUCAUGUCUCCUCCCCAACUCCCUGGCUCGAUGAAGCCACGCUCAGCAACGCUCUCAUCUGGCUCACAGGCAAGAUCAUCAACUACAUCACCAGCGGCGACGGCAUCAACCCGGGCGACUACGAAAGCCCCCCGGACCAGCGGCCAUCCUUCGGCACCACGCAGGAGGAUCUGCUGAAACGAUGGCAGCGACUCGACUUCGAGCUCCGCGCCUGGCACGACACCCUGCCUGCCUCCUUCACCCCCUGCGUGCGGACCCGCCUGUCUCUCUCCACAGACUCCGGACCGAUCGCGCGACGCCCCGCCCCCGAGCACCGAGACACCGAUGCCUCCGACGACAACAACCCCAUCGACGCAAUCGUCUUCACCGUCCCCAUGUGCGCCGUCACCAUCCAAACCUACCACAUGGCGCGUAUCCUGCUCCUGAGCAACAUGCCGCAGGAGGCCACCGCUAUCCGGUCGACGGUCACCGCCCGCCUGCACAACUACCGGCGCAUCGCGGGCGAGGUGGUGCGCCACGCCCGCGAGGUCUGCGGCAUCAGUCUGGCGGGGCUGCCGGAUGCCAUGCUCCCGCAAACGGUGCAGCCCCUGUUCGUGGCCGGCCAGUGCUUCGAGGGAGUGCCCGAGCGGCGGUUGGUGGUGGAUCUGCUGCGCCGGGUCGAGUGCGAGACGACGUGGGCGACCGAGUAUCGGGUGCAGGACUUGCGGCGGCAGAUGGACACCGGCAUCAUCGGAUCAGUAGUUGUGAUGCAGCAAUUUACGCAGAAAUUCGGCUCCUUCUCGUCCAUCGUUCACGGGCUGGUCGUCUCCGCCAUCCUGAUCCCCGCUGCCUUCUCCUCGUUCUUCGGCGGCAAACUGGCCGAUUGGGUUGGACGGCCCAGGGCCAUCAGUCUGGGGGCGCUCAUCUUCGGGGUCGGAGCGGCCAUCGAAGCGGGCGCCGUGCAUCUGGCCAUGUUUAUUGUCGGCCGUGUCGUGGAGGGACUCGGGGAGGGUCUGUAUCUAGGGACGCUGGUUGUAUACAUCUGCGAGAUCUCGCCUCCGAAGCAACGAGGCCCGCUCACCACUGGCCCGCAACUCUUUGUCACCGUCGGCCUUGUGGUCGGCUUCUUCACCUGCUACGGCUGCGAGCGCCUGCACUCGUCCAUGGCGUGGCGCACCCCCUUCACCCUCCUGGCCGGCGUCUCCGUCCUUUUCGGUCUCGCGGCGUUCCUGUGGCUGCCCGAGUCCCCGCGGUGGCUCACCCUCCACAACCGCUCCGACGAGGCCACGCGCGCCUGGGAGUAUCUCCAAGUCAGCCCGGCGGAUCGGGAGGAGCUAAGCGAGGAAGACGACUACGACGUGCACGAGGAGGCUGUCACCCACCCGCUGGCACCGACUGGCAGCACCCUAGCCCCGAAUACCCUCGAACAAGUCCUCUCGCAGCGCAGCGAGAGAUCGGUCCCGGAGAAGGGUGGCCACAAGACCAGCCUGUUCGACGCGUUCAAGCCGGACGUGCGCAACCGGACGUUUUUGGGUCUAUUCCUGAUGUCCAUGCAACAGCUUGCCGGGAUUGACGGGGUCCUUUACUACGCCCCGCUCCUCUUCGAGCAAGCAGGCAUGACCUCCGACCAAGCCAGCUUCCUCGCCUCGGGCGUGUCGGGGAUCGUCAUCUUCGCCGUGACGGUUCCCGCGCUCAUCUACGCCGACAGCUGGGGCCGGCGCCACAACGUCAUCCUGGGCGGCCUGGGGCUGGCGGCCACCAUGCUGGUGAUCGGCGCGCUGUACGCCGCCGACGCCGUCCACGAGUCCACAGGCGCCGGCCGCUGGGUCGUCAUCGUCGCCAUCUACCUGUUCGCCGCCAUCUACAGCGUCUCCUGGGCCGUCAGCUGCAAGAUCUACGCCGCCGAGAUCCAGCCCCAGCGCACCCGCGCCUCCGCCACCUGUCUCGCCCACGGCGCCAACUGGAUCUCCAACUUCUUUGUCGCCUUGAUCACCCCGGUGUUGCUGGCGAAGAGUAGCUGCGCCGCGUAUUUCUUGUUCGGCGGGUGUACGCUCGUCACCGCGGCGGUGUGUUGGGUGUGGAUGCCGGAGACGAAGGGGAAGUCGUUGGAGGAGGUGGAGCGGUCGUUUGUUAGGGGGAAGAGAGGUUGA